AUGCUAGCUCCGCCAGAAGCCUUUAGCGCCUCGUAUGUGUCGUCAAGCCUAAACAAAAUAAGGGACCUGGCCCCAGCCACGUUUCUCAACCAUUUGGUCGUAGAUAUGGAAGACGACGAGGUGGAACAUGUGGAGCAUUUCAAGUAUAAACAGGAUUUGGAGCGGAAAUUGACAGUCACAUCCAUCAUUGGUCUUGGCUUCACGCUUAUGGGUGUACCCUUUGGACUCAGUUCCACACUCUGGAUCUCAUUGGUUGACGGUGGCAGCGUGACUAUUUUGUACGGCUGGAUCAUCGUGGGUUUUUUUAGUUUGUGUGUCAUUCUCAGUUUGAGCGAGAUCAUAGCCAAGUUUCCCACAGCCGGUGGUGUCUAUCACUUCAGUGCCAUUCUAAGUAGUGAACGGUACUCGCUGAUCAGCUCAUGGCUUACAGGGUGGUUUUUGUUGAUUGGAAAUUGGACAUAUGCGGUGAGCAUUUUGUUCUCUGGCUCACAAUUCAUCUUGUCCAUCUUUGGUCUCAAAAAUGUGUACUUCAAGGAAGACAUUCUCUUCGUGCUCCUCAUCUAUUUCAUCUUGCUAGCUGUGGUCAGCUUUAUUAAUUACAAAUUCUCAAAAUACUUGGAACACAUCAACAAAGUGUGCAUUUUCUGGUCCGUCGGCACGGUUCUUGUUGUGGGCAUUCUCUUGGUGGCUUUCUCCAAGAAGACAAACUCUGCGGGACACAUCCUCUCGCAUUUUGACAAUUCCCGCUCUGGCUGGCCAGACCCUAUUGCAUUCAUGGUUGGCAUGCAAAGCUCGGCAUUCACUCUCACAGGGUACGGAAUGCUAUUCUCUAUGACAGAUGAGGUCAAAAACCCAGAGAAAAAUAUGCCUCGUGGUGCCGUAAGUGCCAUGGCAAUGUCAAUUGUACAGGGUCUACUCUUCAUCAUCCCUCUCUUGACAAUUCUCCCAGCCUUGUCUGUUUUGCUUGACCAAAACCCGGAGGUCAUGCCAAUUGAUCUCGUCUUUAAAACAGCAACGGAAUCAUUUGUGGUAUCAAUUUUGUUGAUUUUGCUCUUAGUAGGUACAGUGUUGUUCCAAGCCAUUGGAGCUCUUACCACAGCGUCCAGAAGCACUUACGUAUUUGCUCGUGAUGGCGGCUUGCCAUUUAAGGAAUUUCUUACGGCUGUUGAUUCUGUGGAGGAAUCUGUUCUCCCAAAAAAUGCUCUUUUUACCUCUGUCGGCGUUAUUGGCUUUUUUUCACUACUUGCAUUACUCUCUCCAUCGGCUUUCAAUGCUUUUAUGGGUGCAUCAGUUGUAUCUUUAGCCCUUGCUAAUGGAAUACCUAUCUUGUGCUUGAUGCUCAACAAGAGGAAAAAAAUCAAGGGCUCGGGGUUUCGUCUUAAAUACUGUGGUUGGAUCAUAAAUGGUCUUUCAGUAUUCUGGGUCGGUCUCUCAUUCUUCAUAUUGUGCAUGCCCCCCGUCGUGAAGGACUUAAAAUGGCUGUCCAUGAACUACGCAAGCGUUGUGCUAGUGCUAUUGACUAUUGUUUCACUUGUCGGUUACAAGACAUGGGGAGCCAAUGUUUUCACAGGUCCUCCUUUGGAUACAGACUACUUAGAGCUACAUAACAUCGAGGCUCAGAGUCAUAAAGUUGCGAAAAACGAGCAUUUUGCUAUAGAUGAAGAUGAUUCCAUGAAUUUAGAUGGCUUCAAUGAUACUAAUGAUUUCGCAGGUAAGUCCCAAAUGCUCCCAAUGGAAGACCCCGAAACGGAGUUUGUGCGCACAAGUCAUCAAGAAACAGAAGAAGAAGAAGAACCUCCAUCUGACUUAUCUCGUAUAAAUGAGAGCAGAAGCGAACAGACCGUUGUUGAGCAUGAGGAGACACCCAUAAAUAUUCAAAACGAGGCUUCUGUGUCUCCCAGCACAAAAAGCUUGUCAAAUAGGGACGACGAUCAAGACCAGGCUUCAGAUGCAUGGGAUGACGAUGUUCAAUUUAGUGAUUUUGACGAAUUCGAAGAAAUUGAUGACGAUCCACAAGAAGAGGGUGAAGUCUUGUUUGAUGUGACAAAGUGA
Molecule: messenger RNA, 2052 nt
Organism: Australozyma saopauloensis
Lineage: Eukaryota; Fungi; Ascomycota; Pichiomycetes; Serinales; Metschnikowiaceae
Gene: TPO5
Product: Tpo5p
Exons: 1
Coding region: 1-2052 (683 amino acids)
Biological process (GO): transmembrane transport
Cellular component (GO): membrane
Molecular function (GO): transmembrane transporter activity
Source: RefSeq, a predicted model, not a curated record